Boleophthalmus pectinirostris (great blue-spotted mudskipper) is the source of this 3939-nucleotide messenger RNA. RefSeq names its product golgi transport 1Ba (gene golt1ba). Gene Ontology annotation, cellular component: membrane; endoplasmic reticulum. The transcript is spliced from 6 exons. The record is from RefSeq and is a predicted model, not a curated record. Gene Ontology annotation, biological process: endoplasmic reticulum to Golgi vesicle-mediated transport; retrograde transport, endosome to Golgi. Bases 135 to 527 code for a protein of 130 amino acids. Lineage: Eukaryota; Metazoa; Chordata; Actinopteri; Gobiiformes; Gobiidae.
GGAAAUGACGUCAGGGCGCGUUGUGUUUCCGGAAGACGUGGCUGUCAUGGCGUCUGUGACAGGGGGCUGACACUUUAGCACAAACUUGUACUUUUAUUUCCUUUUAGAAGUGUUGGAUCAGAGCGGACGCCAGGAUGAUUUCGCUGACGGAUUCUCAGAAGAUUGGCAUGGGGCUGACGGGCUUCGGUGUGUUCUUCCUUUUCUUCGGGAUGAUCCUGUUCUUUGACAAAGCCCUUUUGGCCAUCGGCAAUGUUUUGUUCGUGGUGGGUCUGGCCUUUGUCAUCGGUCUGGAGAGGACCUUCCGCUUCUUCUUCCAGAGACACAAGCUGAAGGCCAGUAGCUUGUUCCUGGGUGGGGUGCUUAUCGUGCUCAUCGGGUGGCCCAUCAUCGGGGUGCUCUUGGAGCUCUAUGGCUUCUUCCUCCUCUUCAGGGGCUUCUUUCCGGUGGUGGUGGGCUUCAUCAGGAGGAUCCCUGUGCUGGGGGCCCUACUCAACCUGCCCUUCAUCAGCUCGAGCACAGGGGCGUGACCACAGCCGCUGCCUCCUUCACCUGUACGUGGAUGGGAUGGCGGAGAGCAGUUCGAUGGUGUAGCAGUGUGCGCAGCAGCGUUCAGGAGCCAGGAGGUUUGUGGACCUGUCUCUCCCCCCACUACUGUUCACACUACGGCGCCCCUGUGUGAGCGACACUGGCCACUGCAGCCACUCUGUCAGACUCUUAAGCUUCUACCAACUGAUUUUAUUUAAUGUUUUUUUUUUUUUUUUGAAUAAGGAUAUUGAACUGGUUUAUGUGCCGCUGUUGUAGAAGUGGUACCAAGUGUCAUGUUUUUGCCCUGUGCCAAUGUUCACCUGUGGAGACAUAAGGGCUGGGCGAGUAUUAUCUAAAUUUGUUUUAUUAGUAUCCCUAAUAUUUUGUAAAUCCAUUGAAAAUGUGUUAAGACAUGCCUGUAAAUGUAAAAAAGGCAAAGGGACUGUGAAAUGAACCUCAAAAGUGCAGAAAUGUUUAUCUAGGUCCUUAUUUGAAACCCUGAUAGUUUAGUUUGACUUUUUAGUUUUAUUCUUUUAGCAGCCUUACUACAUCUAUUCUCAUUUUGUGUCUCUUCAAAACUAUAUUAUUUAUUUCCCGACAUAUCUCCCACUCUUCCCCUGUUGGUCAGCCUGUGUCAUACUCUUAGUUAGGUCCCUUUAGUUGCUUUUAAAGGAGACAUAUUGUGCUAAAUCUACUCUUCAUUAUGUUUCAAUCAUUGUAUUUGGAAAGAUUCAUGCAUGUUUGAGUUAUCUUUAUUUUUUUUAAGACGUCCUUGCUCCGAUCUACCCCCCUUUUCACCUCCACUGGUACACGCCCACUAAUCAAGCUUGCUCUGGGCUGAUAUGUGUGUCACUCUGAGCUCUCACAGCUCUGCUCUGUCCGGCUUGAAAACAGCUCCUGAAAGGCAGAAGGUCACGACAGACAUUUGCGGAACAAUUGAAGACAGAAAAAAAAAAAGGCGCCGCUUGCUCGUGUGACGUGCAGGAGUGAUGUGAUGAGGAGUUUGCAGGGCCGUGCUGUACAGGCGCUGGUGGGUUAGGCUCCAAAAAACCUCACUGGGCUCCGCAAUUUUCCAGCCCAGAAGUCAACCCACCUGUCGUUUUUGAUGAAUAGUGUGAUUUAAAGGUGCAAUGUAUAACUUUUCUGGUGGAAGAUUCGUUACCUGCUUGUUUCUAUAGAUACUUCAUUGCUCUGUCUGAAAUGUUAAUCUAAACUGUUUGGUUGAGAUGAGGGGGUUUGCAAGAUCCUCAGGGAAUUCUACAGAAAUUCACUUUAAUCAUAACAAGCUCGCGCUAUUGUUGGUGCAAAAUGUAAUAUUUGUCAGACUUUAGACUGGUCCUUCUGCUGAUGUUGGAAAAUGGCGACGACUACAUGCACUCCAGUCUCAGGAAAGAUGCAUGAUGAAGGUGCAAUAAUGUUACUUUUUAGGUUGUCUCCCUGGAGAUAUUAAUGCAUUCACCUUACCUGUUACCUUACUUAUCUAGUAUAUAUUUAUAUUUAGGUAUUUUUAUUGCUAAAAAAAAUGCUUUGAAAAACAUGAACAGGCUCUUCUCUUCACAGACCAGACCUGUAAAUUUAAGUUUAAUGCCAUUCAUAUGACCAUAGAAAAGUUACAGUGUGUCUUUAAAGUUGUAUAGAUCCCACUGUUAUAAAAGUUACUUGUAAUAUUUCAUUUACUGAUUCUGUCCCGCCUCGAGAACCUGAAUGAGAACAGCUCAUGUUUAAAUAUGAAGUGUGUGUGUUUAUGUGCCAUGUUUUCAGUUUUCUUUGUUUUUUAAAGAUGCCUUGAGCAGCGCCCUCGUGUGUGCACUGGGCUGGGACGUACCCACAGUGGAAGAUAUGAGAGUCAAAAGUACCUGGUCAUGUGUUAUUUCCAAAGAUGAGAGUGUACAGAUGAAGCUGAAAUGUUCAAACCAUAGACUGUAUAAAUGGACAUAGCUAACCCACUGGCCGCCACAUUCCUAACACAAAGUGAGCAUGGAUGCACUUUUGGCUCCAUCGACUCUCGUAUCACUAAUGGAAAAACCUUCGUCCCUCUCUCUCGUAACUGCUGCUGUCAGCCUCGUCAUUUUGGUCUUAAAAUGUUUGUAUUAACUUGCUUUUCCUGAUUCUGGGGUUUUUAUUUCACAAUUUUGUCCCUAAAUCGAGAUUAAGAUAUUAAUAACAGACCAAUGAGGUGGUUUCUUUUACCAAGGUCAUUCUACUAGCGUUAGCAAUAGGUUUGAUUGACAGCCUCGAUGAGCUUCAUUUGACUGGACCGAUAUGGGUGUCAUCAUUUUCCCUUAGUCCACUUUAUACAGUCUACGGUUCGGGUUCCCACAGUCAUGGAAAUCCUGGAAAAGUCAUGGAAAUUGAAAAUGUCAUUUUCUUGGCCUGGAAAAGUCAUGGAAUGUUGUAAAGUCAAUGAAAGUUUUGGAAAAGUCAUGGAAUUUUAGUGUCUCUUUCACACAACUAUUGUUCUGUUAAGUUCCCAUGAGCCUUUUGUUUAAAAGAGAUGAGAAUAAAUGCACUGACAGGAUUUAGAAUGUUCAAAAACUAUAAUCCCAAACCAUAAUGUUAACAAGGAAAGAGUUUACAUUUCAUAUUUAGCCCUAAAAGUCUGAUCAAUUCUACACAUGUGGGUGCCAUAAAGUUAUGGAAAAUUCACUGUAGGUCAUGUAAAAGUCAUGUCAAAAAUUUGAAAUUUAGUGAAAAAGAGUGGGAACCCUGACGGUUAAAUAGUUUAUGUCAACAUAAAGAACUGUAUGUAACCUGGACUCAGAGUCUGACUUUUUUAAAUAUCAUCACAUGUGAGCCUGUGUCUCCAGAGCCUUCACCUGCAGACAGAGACACAUCCAAGUUUGUCUCAGUCCAGUCCUGUCCAUAAGACGAAGCCUCAUGUGAAACUCAGAACCUCCAGAACUCCCUCCCUGAGCUGCAGAGGCUGCACUAGCACUGACUCAUGACUGGUGCAGGUGCUGGGGUUUAGGGAGUGACUUUUUCUAGUUGGAUACUUUGCUUUGAGAACAAAAAAUACCCUAUUAUAACAUUAACUACCAUGUCCACUGUUUUUCUAAUUAAAUGUAAUGCCUAUUUAUUCUUUUCAUAAAAGUUAUAUUGAAUUUGCACGUGUUUACCUCAAAUCUGGGGACACAGAUCUUCUUAAAUCAUGGAAUUUAAAAUCCAAAAAUCGUACACAGAGUUCUUUUUAAGCUUUUGUCACUUGUAGACCUAUCACAGUGGGAAGAGUAACCAAAAUGUUUAUACAAGUAAGAGUACUGUUACUUCAAGUGUAUUCGGAGUACAAGUAUUCUGUCAGAAGCCCUCUGUUAUGUACAGGCUGUUGAAAAUGUAUCUGUGAGUGGAGUGCAGCCUCUGUGCUGUGCUCUACAGGACAACGUGCAGAAGGUGGAAUAAAGAUGGUCUGGUGCCUUA